AUGCGUUCAACGAGACAGGUGGGUCCAAUCGAAAACGACCCUGAAAUGCAAGACGCAAUGCUGUUUGCAGCAAAAUUGGAAGGACGGAAUUGGCCCAAUCCCCGGCACGGCGACUGGGCACGAAGCUAUCGGGAGAUACAGCAUAUGAUCGAAGCUGCGCAGUCCAGAAUGGUUGCGAUAAAUAAAGAUAUCAACUCCCAAUAUGAGGAUGUGUUGGCAUGGGUGAAGUCGUCGUUUUCCGAGCAGCUGAAGGAACGUGACGGUGAUCGAGGCUACCAGCCUUGGUCGCAGAUGGAUCGCCUUCUGGACGCGGAGGAAGAUGUGGCCUCGAUACUUGAUGACUGCGAUCAAGAGAUCCAGGCAGAGCACGGAGCCCAGAAACACCAGAUGAACGAGCAGACUCGGGCUCGGGAGAGAUUUUUGAAGGCUCGCAUUGGCCUGCAAGACGCACAGCAGGCAUUGGCCGAUCACUUCGCGAGAUCAAAGCUGAACUAUGCAGGAAUGGUGGCUGACCACAAGAGACGUGUCGACUUGGGAGAAGACCUUCCACCGCCAGACACGCACAUCACUCUGGACGGCCAAAGACGAGCCAAAAGUGUCGCGGCAGCGGAGAGUGAAUACAGCAAAGCGGCAACGAUGGCACUAAGGCUUCGAGCUGUGCGUCGUAAUUCGUCCCGAUUCUCCAGCCAUUCUUCUCACACAGAGCGGUCCGAGAUGCAGGCAUACGGUUACGGCGGCCUCGGCAUGCCCAAAGAUUACUCGAGGAUUGUGAGAUGGCGCGAGCGAGUUCCAGGCGAUGCCGAACUCGAUGACAUUGUAUGGCCUUCAUCGACGCCAUCAAACCGCUCAGAGAGUUCGGAGGACGGCAUGGAUGGUCUUCCCUUUGAGAGGAGAGUGUUUGACCAUCGAACCGUCCGCCAUCUUGAGAAGGCGAGGAAUAUCGCCGCUGAUAAUUUCAAGCAAAUGAUGGAAAACUGGGAUGAAAGGCAAUGGCCAGCUGACAAGCCGAAAGCAGCUCGACCAGACUCUCUUUGUGUUGGACGUAAAAGAAAGCGAGGUGACGAUGAUGUCGAGGACACUGCUGCUGGCGAGGACUCUGACAGUAAUGCUUCUCUCGAAAGCGACGACGAAUCUGGCCGUGCAAUUGCGACCUGA
Molecule: messenger RNA, 1155 nt
Organism: Cyphellophora attinorum
Lineage: Eukaryota; Fungi; Ascomycota; Eurotiomycetes; Chaetothyriales; Cyphellophoraceae
Exons: 1
Coding region: 1-1155 (384 amino acids)
Source: RefSeq, a predicted model, not a curated record